Molecule: messenger RNA, 1350 nt
Organism: Symbiodinium natans
Lineage: Eukaryota; Dinophyceae; Suessiales; Symbiodiniaceae
Source: the annotation of a GenBank genome assembly
AUGGUUCGCGUGCCAUGGGAAUGCAUCGGGCUCUGCGUGCUGACCUACAUCAUGGUCCACGUCUCCUGCCAGGCACCGAUCACGGCGCAUGUUUGCCUUGAGAGGAUCAAUGUGAGAGUCAUCACCUGCUCCCUGCCGUAUCUGCAAGAAGAUCGGCAUUUUGAGGAGUGGAAGACGAGCGAUUGCGGCGUCGUCCUCGGGCUCGCGGCCCUGGCUGCCGCAGUGGGCUAUGGAGUCCACGGUCCGAUGAUCGAUCGUUUCGGCGUCGUUUUUGGACUGAGUACUGCCUUGGGAGGCUGCAGUUUGGGCGCGGCUUUGAUCGCCACAGCUCGGACACAGGGUGCCUUCGUGACGGGUGCCGUCUUGAUUCGCUUUAGCUACGCCGCAGGGUGGCCUUCAGAAAUGAAGGCACUGAAGCUGCUUGUGCCGGAGGAGUUCCAGGGCUUAGCGGUGUCGGCCCUGGGCUUCGCCUCGCGCGGCGGCGCCAUCCUCGGCCGCAGCCUCUUCGGAGUGCUGCUGCAGAGUUUCACAUGGAGGCAGAUCGCCUGGCAGGCUGCCCGAGUGCUUCUCAUCGUUGGAGGCAUUGCGGUGCUACUGAUACAAGGGCUGGUGGCUUCGGCUGCGAAGAAAGCGCCCUCGGCGGUGCCGAAGCCGGUGCGAGGGCUCCGAGACUUGCUGCAGGAGCCUUCGGUGUGGCUGGUCACGGCCGCCUUCUCGUGUCUCUGCCACGUCCAGCACGCCGACGACUUCAUGCCCCUCCUCUUCCAGGGCCUCACGAAGUCCAAGAACGCCACGAUCUGGAGCUGCGUGUACCCAGGAGGCGGCAUCACGGCCAUGGUCUUGAACACCUGGAAGGGCAACCUCCUGCAACGGCGGCAGCGUGAGCAGCUCUACGUCACCAGCAGCGUGUUGGCGGCUUCCCUGCUCACGCUGCUGCUCUUCAUCCCGGCAGGCGAAGCCGACGAAUCCAUCGAUCGCACGAUCAUCGCGGCCGUGUUGCUGUUCUUCGUGGCCUUCUGCUGCGCCGUGCCGUAUUACUUGGUUCCCAACCUCUUUGCCUUUGACCUUAUGGGGACGGAGUGUGCCACACUCAUCGGUUUCUUUGAGAUGACUUCCUUCAGCAGCAUGAUGCCCGCACACAUGGUGCUGCUGCGGAUAGCCGGGGACUGGGGCUGGACAUGGGGCGUGCUGCAGAUGGCGCUGACCACGGCCGGUGCUGCCGGCUUCCUCGCCCUCGCCCUCCCUAGGUGGCGAGGCCUCAUUGGCUUGCCUCGAGGAGUGAUUGAAGAUGGCCACGUUGCUGGCUACACCCGGUUUAACUCGAGGGGUGCACAGGAAAAGCUCCACUGA